Leptosomus discolor (cuckoo roller) is the source of this 5451-nucleotide messenger RNA. It is a transcript of the gene TNC, whose product is annotated as tenascin C. Lineage: Eukaryota; Metazoa; Chordata; Aves; Leptosomiformes; Leptosomidae. Gene Ontology annotation, biological process: regulation of cell adhesion. The record is from RefSeq and is a predicted model, not a curated record. Gene Ontology annotation, molecular function: protein binding.
AUGGGACUCCCCACCCGGGUUUUGGCCUGUGUGAUCUUAGCUUUGCUAUACCAGUAUGUCAAUGGUGGACUCAUCAAGCGAAUUAUCCGGGAGAAGCAGGAGCCUCGACUCAAGCGACUUAUCCAGCAGAAGCAGGAGACUGGACUCAACGUGACCUUGCCAGAGGAUAAUCAGCCUGUGGUUUUUAACCACGUCUACAACAUUAAGUUGCCUGUUGGCUCCCUUUGCUCGGUGGACCUGGAUACAGCGAGUGGUGACGCAGAUCUGAAGACGGAAAUUGAGCCCGUCAAGAAUUACGAGGAGCACACGCUGAACGAGGAGAACCAGAUUGUCUUCACGCACCGUAUUAACAUUCCCCGCCGGGCUUGUGGCUGUGCAGCUGCCCCAGACAUUAAGGAUCUGCUGAGCAGACUAGAGGAACUGGAAGGGCUGGUAUCCUCCCUACGGGAGCAGUGUGCCAGCGGGGCUGGAUGCUGUCCUAAUUCCCAGGCAGUAGAAGGUCGCCUGGACACAACACCCUAUUGCAGUGGACACGGCAACUACAGCAUCGAGAUCUGUGGCUGCGUUUGCGAGCGUGGCUGGAAAGGCCCCAACUGCUCUGAACCCGACUGCCCCCACAACUGCUUCGGCAGGGGCCUCUGCGUCCAGGGCAAAUGCAUCUGCAGUGAAGGCUUCGCUGGUGAGGACUGCAGCCAGGCCACCUGCCCGUCUGACUGUAACGACCAAGGCAAGUGCUUGGAUGGGGUUUGCGUGUGCUUUGAGGGGUACACCGGCACAGACUGCAGCGAAGAGCUCUGCUCCCAGGGGUGCAGUGUGCAUGGGAGGUGCGUGAGCGGGCAGUGCGUGUGCCACGAGGGCUUCACUGGUGACGACUGCAGCGAGCCCCUCUGCCCCAACAACUGCCACAACCGCGGGCGCUGUGUGGACAACGAGUGCGUCUGCGACGAGGGCUACACCGGCGAGGACUGCAGCGAGCUCAUCUGCCCCAACGACUGCUUCGACCGCGGGCGCUGCGUCAACGGGACCUGCUUCUGCGAGGAGGGCUUCACCGGGGAGGACUGCGGGGAGCUGACCUGCCCCAACAACUGCAACGGCAACGGGCGCUGCGAGAACGGGCUGUGUGUCUGCUACGAGGGUUUCGUGGGGGAUGACUGCAGCGAGAAGAGGUGCCCAAAGGACUGCCACAACCGCGGGCGCUGCGUGGGCGGGCGCUGCAUCUGCCACGAGGGGUACCAGGGCCACGAAGAGCUCUGCUCCCAGGGGUGCAGUGUGCAUGGGAGGUGCGUGAGCGGGCAGUGCGUGUGCCACGAAGGAUUCAUCGGGGAGGACUGCAGGGAGCUGCGGUGCCCCAACGACUGUCACAACCGUGGGCGCUGUGUCAACGGGCAGUGCGUGUGCCAUGAGGGAUUCACCGGGGUAGACUGUGGCGAGCUGCGGUGUCCCAACAAUUGCAACAACCAUGGACUGUGCGUCAAUGGGCAGUGCGUGUGUGACGAGGGGUACACAGGGGAGGACUGUGGGGAACUGCGGUGCCCCGAAGACUGCCACAACCGUGGGCGCUGUGUGGAGGGACGCUGUGAGUGUGACAAUGGCUUCACGGGGGAGGACUGCGGCAAGCUGUCCUGCCCCAACGACUGCCACCGGCGUGGGCGCUGCGUCGAUGGGCGCUGCGUGUGCCAUGAGGGCUUCAUGGGCGAGGACUGCCGUGAACGGUCCUGCCCCAACGACUGCAACAACGUGGGUCGCUGCAUCGAUGGACGGUGCGUCUGUGAGGAUGGUUACAUGGGGGAUGACUGCUCCGAUGUGUCUCCUCCAACUGAGCUGACUGUGACAAACGUAACGGAUAAAACCGUAAAUCUGGAAUGGAAGCAUGAGAACCUCGUCAAUGAGUACCUCAUCACCUAUGUCCCUACCAGCAGUGGUGGCUUAGAUAUGCAGUUCACUGUGCCAGGAAACCAGACAGUUGCCACUAUUCAUGAACUGGAGCCGGGCGUAGAAUACUUUAUCCGUGUCUUUGCAAUCCUUAAAAACAAGAGAAGUAUUCCAGUCAGUGCCAGGGUAGCAACAUAUCUGCCUGCUCCAGAAGGUCUGAAAUUCAAAUCUGUUAGAGAAACGUCUGUCCAGGUGGAGUGGGAUCCUCUGAAUUUUUCAUUUGAUGGCUGGGAGCUGGUCUUCCGUAAUAUGAAAAAGGAUGAUAAUGGAGAUAUAACCAGCAGCUUGAAAAGACCGGAGACAUCUUAUAUGCAGCCGGGUUUGGCACCAGGGCAACAGUAUAAUGUAUCCCUUCAUAUAGUGAAAAACAAUACCAGGGGACCAGGACUAUCCAGAGUGAUAACCACAAAGCUUGAUGCCCCUAGCCAGAUUGAGGCAAGAGAUGUCACAGACACCACAGCUCUUAUCACAUGGUCCAAACCCUUGGCUGAAAUUGAAGGCAUCGAGCUCACUUAUGGCCCCAAGGAUGUUCCAGGGGACAGGACAACCAUUGACCUCUCUGAAGAUGAAAACCAAUAUUCUAUUGGAAACCUGAGGCCACACACAGAGUAUGAAGUGACGCUCAUCUCUCGUCGAGGGGACAUGGAAAGCGACCCCAUGAAAGAAGUCUUUGUCACAGAUUUGGAUGCUCCAAGAAACCUGAAGCGGGUGUCACAGACAGACAAUAGCAUUACUUUGGAGUGGAAGAACAGCCAUGCAAAUAUUGAUAACUAUCGAAUUAAGUUUGCUCCCAUCUCUGGUGGAGACCAUGCUGAGAUCACAGUGCCAAAGGGCAACCAAGCAACAACCAGAGCUACACUGACAGGUUUGAGGCCUGGAACUGAAUAUGGCAUUGGAGUGACAGCAGUGAGACAGGACAGGGAAAGUGCUCCUGCUACCAUUAAUGCUGGCACUGAUCUUGAUAACCCCAAGGACUUGGAAGUCAGUGACCCUACUGAAACCACCUUAUCCCUUCGCUGGAGAAGACCAGUGGCCAAGUUUGAUCGUUAUCGCCUGAUUUAUGUUAGCCCCUCUGGAAGGAAGAACGAAGUGGAGAUCCCUGUGGACAGCACCUCUUUUAUCCUGCGAGGACUGGAUGCAGGGACAGAAUACACCAUUAGUCUGGUGGCGGAGAAAGGCAGACACAAAAGCAAACCCACAACUGUCAAGGGUUCGACUGAGGAGGAACCUGAGCUUGGAAAAUUAUCGGUAUCAGAGACUGGCUGGGAUGGUUUCCAGCUCACCUGGACAGCAGCCGACGGGGCCUAUGAGAACUUUAUCAUUCAGGUGCAGGAGUCUGACAAUCCUGAAGAAACCUGGAAUAUCACAGUCCCAGGCGGACUGCGCUUUAUGAAUGUUACAGGCCUCAAGGCCAACACACCUUAUAGCGUCACACUUCAUGGUGUGAUUCAAGGCUACAGGACCAAACCCCUUUCUGUUGAAACCAUGACAGGAGUGCAUCCUGAAGUUGGUGAGCUAACCGUUUCCGACAUUGCUCCUGAAAGCUUCAACCUUUCUUGGACAACCGCCAACGGGGACUUUGACAUCUUUACUAUUGAAAUUAUUGAUUCUAACAGGUUGCUGGAGCCCAUGGAGUUCAACAUCUCAGGCAAUUCAAGAACUGCGCAUAUCUCAGGGCUUUCCCCCAGCACUGAUUUUAUUGUCUACCUCUAUGGGAUCUCUCAUGGUUUCCGCACACAGGCAAUAAGUGCUGCAGCUACAACAGAAGCAGAACCCGAGGUCGACAACCUUCUGGUUUCAGAUGCUACUCCAGAUGGCUUCCGUCUGUCCUGGACUGCAGAUGAUGGGGUUUUCGACAGUUUUGUGCUAAAAAUCAGGGAUACGAAAAGGAAAUCUGAUCCACUGGAACUAAUAGUACCAGGCCAUGAGCGCACCCAGGAUAUAACAGGGCUGAAAGAGGGUACUGAAUAUGAAAUUGAGCUCUAUGGCGUUAGCAGUGGACGGCGUUCGCAACCCGUAAAUGCAGUAGCAACCACAGUUGUUGGAUCUCCCAAGGGAAUUUCUUUCUCCGACAUCACGGAAAACUCUGCUAUAGUGAGCUGGACACCCCCUCGCACCCGCGUGGAGAGCUACCGGAUCUCCUACCUCCCUGUCACUGGAGGUACUCCAAAUGUUGUUACAGUCGAUGGAAGCCAGACAAGGACCAAGUUGGUGAAGUUAGUCCCAGGUGUAGACUACUAUGUUAGUAUCAUCUCUGUGAAAGGCUUUGAAGAAAGUGAACCUGUCUCUGGCACUCUGAAAACAGCUCUGGACAGCCCGUCAGGCCUCAUAGUGGUGAACAUCACAGACUCUGAUGCUCUGGCAACCUGGCAGCCAGCAAUUGCUGCUGUGGAUAAUUAUGUUGUCUCCUAUGCUUCUGAGGAUGAACCAGAAGUUACUCAGAUGGUAUCAGGAAACACUGUGGAAUAUGACCUGAAGGGCCUUCGACCUGCAACUGAGUAUACACUGAGUGUCCAUGCGCUGAAGGGCCCGCAGAAGAGUGAGACCCUCUCCACCCAGUUUACUACAGGACUUGACUCUCCAAGAGACUUAAGUGCCACUGAGGUUCAGUCAGAAACAGCUGUGAUAACCUGGAGGCCUCCACGUGCUCCUGUCACUGGUUAUCUCCUGAUCUACGAGUCCAUUGAUGGCAGAGUCAAGGAAGUCAUCCUAAACCCCGAGACAACUUCCUACAGCCUGACAGAGCUGAGCCCAUCUACUCAGUACACGGUGAAACUCCAUGCGCUGAACAGAUCACUGAAGAGCAAAACAAUCCAGACUGUUUUCACCACAACUGGUCUUCUCUAUCCUUACCCUAAAGACUGCUCCCAGGCUCUCCUUAAUGGAGAAACCACCUCUGGGCUCUACACAAUUUACCUGAAUGGGGACAAGGCUCAGCCUCUGCAAGUCUUCUGCGACAUGGGCGAGGACGGGGGCGGAUGGAUUGUGUUCCUGCGGCGUCAAAACGGGAAGGAAGAUUUCUACAAGAACUGGAAGGCUUACGUGGCUGGUUUUGGAGAUCUUAAGGAUGAAUUCUGGAUAGGGCUGGAGAACCUUCACAAAAUCACUUCUCAGGGUCAGUACGAGCUGCGUGUGGAUCUGCAGGACAAAGGGGAGACAGCUUAUGCUGUCUACGACAGGUUCAGCGUUGGAGACGCAAAGAGCAGAUACCGGCUAAGAGUGGACGGGUACAGUGGCACAGCAGGCGACUCCAUGACGUACCAUAACGGAAGGUCCUUCUCCACCUUUGACAAGGACAACGAUUCUGCCAUCACCAACUGUGCUUUGUCAUACAAGGGUGCAUUCUGGUACAAGAAUUGUCACCGGGUCAAUCUGAUGGGCAGAUAUGGUGACAACAGCCACAGUCAGGGUGUUAACUGGUUCCACUGGAAGGGCCAUGAAUAUUCCAUCCAGUUUGCAGAGAUGAAGCUGAGACCCUCCAGCUUCCAAAAUCUGGAAGGAAGACGAAAGCGAGCGUAA